CCCACUACUCCGGAUUUUGUCCCUCUUAGCCUCCUUUGCAAUACAAUGUCCUGAAAACCGAAAACAUCCCCUACCCUUGUCUCGCCAACCUCACAAUAGACUCGACAUUCUUAUGCAACCUCAAUAUUGACCCGAAAUUACCCCUCCCUUGCGUGAUUACAGACCCCCACUGCUUCGCAGAGCACACGAGCCGAUAGACCCCGCCUUAUAAAGAAAGACCACCAGGGAAGCCUUGGAAUAAUACAACAUGGCCAAAGAGAGCGACGCCCCUGCGGAUCCUUUUACGCCUCGCAAGCCGCAUGACCAGCCGCGUCGUCCCAUCUCCCACCAUCCUGAGUUCGGCAAGCCCUCACCCAUUCGCCCAGUGCACCAUCAGAGUCACCACCCCAGCAAUCCCUUCAAUGUGCCCAGACCGAACCAAUCACGUCCAGAACAUCAUAGACCACAACAGCGGCCGCAGAACCCUGCUCAUCAUGGUGCCUCCCAUUACCGUCCACCUACUACGCCAGGUCCUACCGCCAUAUCGACUCCCAGACGAGAUCAAUUUGAUCCAUUCAAGCCUGUUAGACCCUCCGCAUACAACAACAACCGCUUCUCCCGUCCAGUCAACGAUGAGGUCGUGGAAAUUCGGCGUCCUGAGAACUUCACGUUCAACACGCCCCGAGCUCCGAAGACAUUCUUCGCAUCGAAGCCCUCUGCGAUCAAGAUGAACAACGCGUCGAAAAACCUACAGAACUUUGUGGAUUUGACUGGUGAGGGUGGAUUCACACCAAGUGUGCGGUCUCGUAACACAGGGUUUGGCUCCAUGGACGUGAAUGGCUAUGUCGACACGGCCAAGGCAAAUGAAAAUAUCAAGGCUCUCUUAGAGGGAGCUUUCGAGGAAGAGGAUGAAAAGGAGACCAAAUCGAAGAGAAAGAAAAAGAAGGAGUCCUCAAAGAAGCAGGCGGACGUUGAUAUUGACGAUCUGGCCGCGCAAUUAGGAAGUGUGACCGUGCAGGAGCCCAACGCUGCGGACGAAAGCUCGGAUGAGGCAGAACUUGAAUCUGACAAGUCCCCUGUGAAGGAGACGGUCAAAGAAAUCGUUGAGGAGGUCACAAAGGAGGAAGACGUCAGCGAAGCUGAGUCGGAGAAUGAGGAGGAGGACGAUGAAGAAGAAGACGAGGAUGAAGAUGAUGGAACAGUGGAAGGCUUGAAGGUCAAACUACUGCCUCAUCAACGGGAGGGAGUUAAUUGGAUGUGCGACAAAGAGACAGGUCGAAAGAGGACCAAGGGAGUGCUUCCGAAGGGCGGAAUCUUGGCAGACGACAUGGGUCUUGGAAAGACUGUUCAAGCUAUUGCUCUGAUGCUUUCCAAUCGAAAGCCUGCCGAUGGACUCCGGCGGCCUUUGUCCGACGACGAAGAGGAUGAGGACAGCGGCGAGGAAGAAGAAGAGGACACUCGCAAGCUCCCGCCGGGUCUGAGCAAGUCAACUCUAGUUGUCGCUCCUCUGGCGCUUAUCAAGCAGUGGGAGUCAGAAAUCAUGUCCAAGGUCGAAUCUUCCCAUAGAAUGCGCGUGCUCGUAUAUCACGGCAAUGCACGGGCCAAAGCGACAGACAAUCUGGAGGACUACGAUGUCGUCAUCACCACGUACGGUACCUUGACUUCGGAGCAUGGUGCUAUGGAUAAGAACAAGAAGAAAUCGGGCAUUUUCUCUGUCUAUUGGUAUCGAAUCAUCCUGGACGAAGCGCACACUAUCAAGAACCGGAAUGCGAAAGCAACGCAGGCUUCAUGUGCUUUGAAUGCAGAGUACCGCUGGUGUCUCUCGGGAACGCCUAUGCAGAACAACCUGGAUGAACUGCAGAGCUUGAUCAAAUUCCUCCGGAUCAAGCCAUUUAACGACCUGGCAGCCUGGAAGGAGCAGAUCAUGAAGCCCAUAGCAAACGGUCGCGGAGGCCUCGCUAUCGAGCGUCUGCAGGUCUACCUGAAGAUCUUCAUGAAGCGUCGAACCAAGGAUGUCUUGAAACAGAACGCCAACCUCAAGCCCGGUGAGGACGGAAAACAGAAGAAAUCAUCUGGCUUCCAGAUUGUCAAACGAGAGGUUAUCAAGGUAGAAGCGGACUUUAUGCCGGGAGAGAUGAACUUCUAUCAACGCCUUGAGCAGCGCACAGAGAACAGUCUUGAGAAAAUGAUGGGUGGUGAAAAGGUCGACUACGCUGGGGCUUUGGUGCUGCUGUUGCGCCUUCGGCAAUCCUGCAAUCACCCAGACUUGGUCAAGAGCGAUCUUGCCAAGGACAAGGACAUUCUCUUGCAAGGUGCGCCCUCUAGCAGUCAACAAUCAUCUGCUAAGAAUGAUGAACUGGACAGUAUGGCCGAUCUUUUCGGGGCACUUAGUGUUGUGUCCAAGAAAUGCGACAUCUGCCAGAUGGCGCUUAGCAAGGAGGAGAUAUCCGACAGCAACAGCAGGUGUAAAGAAUGCGAAACUGCUUUGGACACUGACUUGACUAGCACUGGCAGCAAGAAGAACAAAGACGAUCAGAAGCAGUACAUUGAUCUGACGGAGUCUCCCUCAACCCGCCGUACGGAGGCGCAGGUUCGGUCCCGAAGAAAUCGAAGAGUAGUCAUGGACAGUGACGAUGAGGAUGAAGAGGACGGCGAAUGGCUCGUCCCAGAGAACCAGCGCGGAAAGUCGAGUCUUGGAACGGCUGGAGACACUGAUGAUGAAGACGCAGAGGGCGGUGAUUCUGACACCGAAUCCGACGACGAAGGACCUGAGUCGCCCUCCCGCAAGCCAACAAGCAUACGGAGCCGAAGCCGCGAAGUGGAGUCUGAUGAUGAUGACAUUUACCUGAACCCCGGUGAUGGUGAGGAUACUAUCCUCAGGCGCGAGUCAUCGGACCAUAAGUUCAUCGUCUUCUCAAUCGAACCGUUCUUGAAGCGUGCAGGAAUCGGAUACGCACGAUAUGACGGAGGAAUGCGCAACGACCUUAGAGAGGCCAGUCUCAACAAGCUUCGGAACAACAGUGGCACGAGGGUUCUUCUUUGUAGUUUACGUGCUGGUGCAUUGGGUCUCAACUUGACCGCAGCAAGUCGUGUGGUGAUCCUAGAGCCAUUCUGGAAUCCUUUCGUCGAAGAACAAGCCAUUGACCGAGUGCAUCGACUGAAUCAGACAGUAGACGUCAAGAUCUACAAGAUGAUCAUCAAGGGCACUGUGGAAGAACGUAUCCUCGAUCUGCAAGAUCGCAAGCGAGAGCUAGCCAACGUGACCAUCGAGGGCAAGACCGCCGCAGCCAAGCUGACGAUGAAGGACAUGAUGGCCCUCUUCGGCAAGGACGCCGAAUCACGCUACACAGGCGAUCGCAACCUCGACCUCGCCCAAACGACCAAGUUAUUGAGUUCCAGCACCGAUAGCCCGGGCUCCCCGUACACCAGCGAGACUCGGGAAUCCUCAGCCCCCCGUGACAAAAACCGUCAACAGACGAAACGCUCUUCUCGAGGUGAAGACUCGGUGUAUGGAAGACGGUGGUAAGCAUGAAGUACCGGAGCGCAUGGUGUGAUUCGGGGCUGGGGUCGAGUUGAGUGCAAUUGGGCGUUAUGCUGUGAAAGGACGGGGACAGACCAUUGGUUUAUUACAUCGUUCUAAUUUCGGGUUUCUUUUCAUCUUUCUUUUUUCUCUCACAAUGAGAUCAUUUCGGGAGUUUUAUUUUGUUACGAUAUUCUACCAGCCUAUGAAUUGGUUACUGGCGGAUUAUAUGAACUCUUACGCACAUGCAAUGAUUCAAAUGGACUUGAAUACUAUUUUCUUAUAUUCCAAGGCCUUAAAUAGGCACACCUUACC
Aspergillus sclerotioniger CBS 115572 is the source of this 3814-nucleotide messenger RNA. Its product is annotated as putative SNF2 family helicase/ATPase. The record is from RefSeq and is a predicted model, not a curated record. Bases 248 to 3505 code for a protein of 1085 amino acids. Gene Ontology annotation, cellular component: cytoplasm. Gene Ontology annotation, molecular function: ATP-dependent chromatin remodeler activity; ATP binding. The transcript has 7 exons. NCBI's taxonomy places the organism in Eukaryota, Fungi, Ascomycota, Eurotiomycetes, Eurotiales, Aspergillaceae.